CGAAUCAUGAUUUUGUUACCAAUCCUGUAUUUAUGGAUAAUAGCUCUAAAUCUAAUGAGUUUAACGAGAAUGUAUUCAAAGAUAAUUUUGAAGUGGUAUGUGUUGACAAUUAUGGAACUUUAAAUUUAUUUGGUAGAAUGUCGAAAGCCGCUUUAGAUCAGCUGCAACAUGAGGCCUCUUUGGCAAUGGAGUAUUUUAAUGAACCUCACGUGGAUAGAUUUGAAGCUUUGUUCUUGAAAAGAGUUGAUAAUGUGAAAUUAAGAUACGAUAACUUCGCAAGGAUAACCCAAAUCCCAAAAUCAUACAAUGAAUAUAAUAAAGCUGCCAAGUUGGAUUUUCCUGAUACUUUUGUACACUUUGCAAAGACAAUACCAAAAUUACUUAAGCAAGGACUUACAAACAGGGUCAAUUUAGUCGCAGUCAAUUAUAACAAAUUACCACCUUGGUCCACUUCUGAAAAAUCAAAAACGUAUAUUUCAUCUAAUACAAAUCUUUAUAUUGGAUUUAUAUUUAAUCCUGAUGAAUCCAAUCGACUUGUUGAUUAUGGUCCAUCACCUGAAGAUGAAAAUGCAGCAGCUAAGUUUCGUAAAUUAUGGGGAAAGAAGGCAGAAGUUAGAAGAUUUAAAGACGGAAGUAUCCUUGAAUGUGUAGUUUGGGAUUCUAAACAAGGAAUUGAAUCAAGGAGUUUGGUGGUUAAUCAAAUUGUUUUACAUUUGAUGGAAUUGCAUUAUAGAAUUAAAGAGAACAAAGGAAUACAAUAUUGGGCAGGACAACUAAAUAAAUUUGUUAGACCUUCUAGGGAUGUUCCAAAAAGAAUUUGGAAUCCAGAGUUAAGUAACCAAGGAUUUCAACAUGUUAUGAGUGCAUAUGAUAAAUUGGUUAAGCAAUUUUACGCAUUAGAGGAUAUACCUUUAAGAAUUUCAAGUAUUAAAGGAUCGAGUCCUUCGCUUCGAUAUUCUUCUGUGUUCAUACCUCAACCAAUUCAUUGGAAAUUAAAGGAUGGUGAUGAUGAUGCGCUCCAAUCUCAUUAUAACGAACCUAUUGAUAUAAUUAUACAGUUUGAGUAUUCGGCAAAAUGGCCUAAUGAUCUUGUUGCUAUACAGAAAAUGAAGAUAGCAUUCUAUAUUUGUUUAUCGAAUCAGUUUCGAAAACAAUUUCCUGAAACAAAAACAAAAGUUGUCGCUACGUCAAAUUUAAAUGCGAUAAUAUCAACUACUACAUGUUUAGAGAUAUAUUUUACCAACACAAGAUUUACGUUUAGAUGUUUUAUACAUCAUGAACGUGAAUUGACAUUAUUGGACCGUAGUAUAAAAGAUAAAAAUUCAGCUCCAGCAAAACGAGACCUUUAUACGAAAGCUUUAUCUCGUUUAAGAAGGAAAUUUCUUGAUUUACCUUUACAUAAUACGCAAAUACAAACAUUAUGUAAUAAACACCCUUCACUUUCUUUAACCAUUAGAUUAUCUAAAAGAUGGUUUAGUGCACAUUUAUUAACAUCAAUUCAUAUUGAUGAAGAAUUUAUUGAGGUGCUAUGUGCUGUGAUUUAUUUAAAUCCUAAUCCUUGGAGAAGACCUUCGAGCGGAUUUGUGGGAUUUCUGAGAGUUUUGGAAUUCCUUGUAGAAUGGGAUUGGAAAAAUGAUCCCGUUAUCGUCGAUUUAGAUGAAUCAAAUAAUAGCAAAGAAGGAAGUGUUGUAAUUGGUACUUCUAGUACAAAAACCGUUGAGAACGGAACAAAUGUCAACGAUGAGACAAUAAAGAAAAGCGUUUUUGAUAAACUUUUAGAAAAGUUUAAGAAUACAAGAGCAAAUGGAAAUUUUAAACAUUCAACGAUGUUUUUGGCUACUAUCAAUACAAUGUCUAAUGAAGGCGUAAUAUGGGGAGAGGAGAAACCUAGUAAAGUUGUGGCUAUUAGAAUUAAGGAAUUAGCUAAAGCUGCAAUUGAAUGUGUCGAUGAAAUUAUUAACGGAAAAGUUGUAGACGAUAAAGGAUUCAAGAGAUUAUUUGUUACGCCAUUACAAGAUUUUGACGUGAUAAUACAUUUGAAUCUAAGUGUGUGCACGCGUUAUUAUCAAAAUUUAGAUCCCGACAAAUCCUAUUUUAUAAGAGAUAAAGAUCAUAGAGAAAAUGAAAAACGUGAAGAAAUUUUAAAACUUUUUGAAUUGGAAGCGGGAAUAAGUGAGAAAAGGAAUAUAGAAGUAGAUGAUAAAGAAAAAAAUGAACAGUCAAAUGAGGAAGAUGAGAAUGAGUCGGAGGAAAAAUGGCCAAUAAUUGGAUUUGAUCCAGUGGAAUGUUAUAUAAAUGAACUAGAAAAGGUCUAUUCAGAUACAUCGUCAUUAUUAUUCUUUUAUGAUAAAUAUGGUGGUACCUUUAUCGGCCUAGUAUGGAAUCCUACAAAUUUUAUUCCUAAAACAUGGAAAGUCAACAUUGGAUUUUCUAGUAUUCCUGUCGAUCUUAUAUCAAACGAAGAAAGAGAUAAGGUAUUAGUAAAGAAGGGUGAGCCCAAAAAACAACCAACCCAAAAUGGUGAAAAAAUUUAUUCUAACAAAGUUAUCAUAAAUACUAAAGCGAUUGUAUUAGAAAUAGAAAGAUUAG
Molecule: messenger RNA, 2589 nt
Organism: Funneliformis geosporum
Lineage: Eukaryota; Fungi; Glomeromycota; Glomeromycetes; Glomerales; Glomeraceae
Source: the annotation of a GenBank genome assembly